Molecule: messenger RNA, 5369 nt
Organism: Prinia subflava (tawny-flanked prinia)
Lineage: Eukaryota; Metazoa; Chordata; Aves; Passeriformes; Cisticolidae
Gene: TFAP2C
Product: transcription factor AP-2 gamma
Exons: 7
Coding region: 141-1487 (448 amino acids)
Biological process (GO): regulation of transcription by RNA polymerase II; anatomical structure development; regulation of cell population proliferation
Cellular component (GO): nucleus
Molecular function (GO): RNA polymerase II transcription regulatory region sequence-specific DNA binding; DNA-binding transcription factor activity, RNA polymerase II-specific
Source: RefSeq, a predicted model, not a curated record
AGCUGCCUUCAUGCCUGCCAACUGAGCUCCGUCCGGGGGGCCGCUGCUCUUCCCCCGCGCCCGCGUGGAUUUAGCGCCCGUGGCGGGCGCCGAGCUGUUCUGUUGGCGGCACCGCGCACCUGGUCCGGACGCUGGAGGCCAUGUUGUGGAAACUAGCAGAUAAUGUCAAGUACGAAGAGGACUGCGAGGACCGCCACGAUGGCAGCAGCAACGGGAACCCGCGGCUGCCGCACCUCUCCGCCGUCAGCCAGCACCUGUACAGCCCGGCCCCGCCGCUCUCGCACUCGGGCGCCUCCGACUUCCAGCCCCCCUACUUCCCACCCCCGUACCAGCCGCUGCCUUACUCCCAGUCCAGCGACCCCUACUCGCACCUCGGGGACCCCUUCUCCAUCAACCCCCUGCACCAGCCGCCGCCGCCGCCGCCCAGCCAGCAGCAGAGCGCCUGGCCCGGCCGGCAGAGCCAGGAGCCGGCGGGGCUGGCCCCGCACGCCCGCCCCGGGCUGGUGCCGCACCUCUCGGCGCUGGAGAGCGGCUCUGCCGGCAGCCGCAGGGAGACUUUCCGCCGCUCCGAGCUGCUGCUGCCCCACGGGCACGGGCUGGACGCCUCGGCGCUGGCCGAUAACCUGGGCCUGCACGACAUGGCCCACCAGAUGGAGGAGGUGCAGAAUGUGGAAGAUCAACACUUGCUAAUGCAUGACCAGACGGUCAUUAGAAAAGGUCCCAUCUCCCUGAGCAAGAACAGCGCCCUGAGCCUGCCGUGCCAGAAGGACGGGCUGCUCGGGGUGGUGAUCAACCCCAACGAGGUGUUCUGCUCCGUGCCGGGCCGCCUGUCCCUGCUCAGCUCCACCUCCAAGUACAAGGUCACGGUGGCCGAGGUGCAGCGGCGCCUGUCUCCCCCCGAGUGCCUCAACGCCUCCCUGCUGGGGGGAGUCCUGCGCAGAGCCAAAUCUAAAAAUGGUGGCAGAUCAUUAAGGGAAAAACUGGAUAAAAUUGGCUUGAAUCUUCCUGCUGGCAGAAGGAAAGCUGCAAAUGUGACACUAUUGACAUCUUUGGUGGAAGGUGAAGCUGUGCAUCUUGCUCGUGACUUUGGCUACGUGUGUGAGACAGAAUUUCCUUCCAAAGCAGUGGCUGAAUAUUUAACCAGACCACACAUGGGCCGCAACGAAAUGGCAAACAGGAAGAACAUGCUCCUUGCUGCAAAGCAGAUCUGUAAGGAAUUCACAGACCUCCUCACUCAGGACAGAACUCCUCUGGGGAACACGAGGCCCAGCCCCAUCCUGGACCCUGGCAUCCAGGGCUGCUUGACUCACUUUAGCCUGAUCACGCACGGCUUUGGCAGCGCUGCCAUCUGCGCUGCCAUGACAUCCGUGCAGAACUACCUAAACGAGGCGUUAAAAAUUGCAGACAAAUCCUACAUGAACGCUGGCGACCAGAGCCCCGCAGAGACCAACAAAGCCAUGGACAAAAUGGACAAGCACAGGAAGUGAAAGGAAAAAUCAGACUUUGCCCUUCCUCCUGCAACACAGACUGAGAUGAUCUUGCCAGGGGGAGCGUUGAGAUUUGGGUGGUUUUGGUCUUUUUUUUCUUUCUCUCUCUCUCUCUUCUUUUUUUUUUUUUUUUUUUUUUUUUUUUUUUUUUUUUUUUUUUUUUUUUUUUUAAAGAAAAGAGGGGAAAAAGGGAAGGAAAAACAACAACAACAAAAAAAUGCCAUUCAGGAUCUUCCCUCCUGCUGGAUCCGUGAUUCAAGUCUUGCUAAAAGCUGCAGUAUCCCUGUUGUGGAAGCAAUUUCCCUGAGGAUAAAUACUCAGGCCAAGUGUGCUGAAUCCUUUGCUGUAACAGUGGUGCUAUAAAGGGGGGGUUGAUGGAAUUAUACAGAGAUUUAUUUACAUUCCUUUUCCACAUCUCGGUACCUGGUGGGUGACCAGAUUCAUGGUAGUUUUUAAGAGACAGAUUUUAGGGAUUUGUUUUGCUCUCUGAUACAAUUUCAGGGGUUCAUUUUCUCGAAACGCAACAGUGACAAUAAAGCAGUAUUAAACAUUGGUACACAGAUUUAUGUACAUUAAAAAUUUUUUAUGAAUACCUGAAAUAGUAAGAAUAUUCUGUGGGGUUGUUUUGUUUUAUUUUUUUUUGUUCUCUUUUUUUUUGUUUGUUUCCUUUAUUUUCAGAUUAACAUAGGAGAGUACUAAAAUCCUACUAGACUUACGAUGGCAUUUGACAUGCUUGUUUUUUACAGAAAUGUUCAGGCUUUUAAAAACUGCAGCAAUGUUGGCCGCAGUUUAUAUUGUCUUGGUAUUUUUUUAACGAGGACUAGUUCAAAAUGAAAAUACUUUCAGAAAAAUCACUUUCUGUGUCUAAGGAUAUUGCAGCUUUAUUCACAUAUUUAUAUUGUCUUGUUUUUAAAUCUGGGGGGGAAACUUGAAAGAAUAGGCACAUAACUUUUUUUUUUACUUUUUUUUUUUUUUUUGCCUACUAAGGCCAAAAAAUACUUCCAGGGAGGCUUUAUGUGUAUUAAGGGAAGCAGUGUGUUGAAUGUAAAUAUUUAUUUAUGUGUAAUUUAAUCGGAUUUGUAAAUACUGGUGAACUUUUUAAUACUUUUUUUUAUAAAUGGGUUUCAAAUUUUAAUUUUUGGUAAGUAUUUCAAAGGUAAUGGGUAAGCUAAACAUAUCUUUAGGUUUAUGCACAGGUAUGUUAUACAGGGUAUUUAAGACUUUUUUUUUUUUUUUUUAAUCUCAAUUCUUGCCACUGAAGAUUAGAUUUAAUCUGAGGUGUUUGUUCACAAAGCAAUAAUUUUGUGCAUCAUUCACCUGAUAACUGAGUAGACAUGCAAAAAAAAAAAAAACAAAACUUGAGUGUGUGAGUUAGUGUGUAUGUGAAUAACGGAGGUUAUACGGAAUAAUUCGCAUAUUUGUAAAUGUUCCCACUAUAAUUCUGAUGUAUAUGAUAACCAUACAAUAAAAGUAUUCUGGCUAGAAGCAUGGAAUGUUUUGUUAACUGGGAGCAGCUCUGUUUCCUUUCUCUGCUCGGGGAGCGUGGGGCGAGUAGCACUAGAGGACAUUUAUGUAUUGAGUCAUAAUUGCAGCACUUUGUUCGGAUUAACAGAACAGAAAGAUGAAGCUGUUUGCCAGUAAAACUAAUGGUUUCAAUUAAACACGUUAUGUAUCUCCAAGAAUCUUUUUUUUCUUUUUUUUUUCCCUUUCCUAAGAUGUCAUGGUUUUGCCUUCUGCCUGCUGAAAUAGGCAGCUCAAACACAAACCCUGCCUCUCAAUAAAAACCAAUCCCACCAGCUUUGUCCCCUGCUCGAUCUGCCUGCAUUGCAAUAACCUGUCUAAAUAGCCACAAAAACCCAGCGUGUGGAAUUUCAGAGGUCUCCAGUCCAGUUCUGGCCCAAUUUUACUGAUUUGAGGAAGUUUAGGUUUCGCAGAAAGUCCUCAAAGUGCUCUGUGCCACAGGGUUGAGGCAGGAACUGGAAUUUUGGGUGUCUCAGAUGUAAAAUAACCAAAUAAACCUUCCUGAAGGGAAACUGGGCUCUUUUUUCCCCAGUGCUUUCUGCAAAGGAACCUAAACCUGGCCUUCAGUGUGUCCCUGAGCUGAUCAGUCCUUGGAGGUGGCACUGGGCUGCCAGGUGAGAAUCCAGAUCACAUCACAGCAAUGCUCCUUCCAGAGAUGUAAAAGAGGAAAAUGUACCAGGUCUGAGCACCUCGCUCAUCGAUCAUUUCUAUGUUCUCAUUCUCCCUUUAAGGCACAAAUGUAAACCACUGGAGGUGUGCAGGGAGAGGAAAAGAAAGGGAAGCACAAGGAAAUGAACUCCUGUCAGUGGUGAACCGGGGAAAAAGCUGGGUUUGAGUUGCAAUCCAGUCCCCUUCUCUCCUAAAGAGGUGUGAAAUUCCAGCCUUUGCAUUUGUUAGACUCAUUGUAGCAUUUCAGAAAUGAGCAUUUGGGACCAUCUGUAGGCACAGGCACAGCCAGGACACAUGAUGGCUAACAGAACUCCUGAAAAACACAAACAAGCUGCCCUUCUGAGGGGUGUUUUUAUGGAUUUGAUGUAUUUAUACACAGAAAUCUGCCGGCUACGGUGAGAGCUUGUUUAGAGAGUGCAGUGCCACAGCUCUGUUCCUUUUUUCCUCCUCCUGCUGCUGGGCUGCUUAUCCAGCAUAUAUAGGAAGAUAUUCGAGCUACCAGACAAUGGAAUCUUGCCUUUUUUCUUUUCUUUUUUUUUUUCUUUUUUUGGUUAUUAAUACAAAAAACCAGGCAGUGAAAUAAUUGCCCCUUGGGAUAGGAAAUAAGGAUGUUUCCAUUUAUUCCUGCGUGCAUUCAAGCCAAGCCAGUCAAUUGUCUAAUGUACUGACUGGGGUUCUAUUCAUAUGUGUGGAACAUUCGAAAUGUGCAGUUUCCAUUACCUUAGAGCUUUUCUUUACUCUGCAUUUGAGCUGGGAUAUUCUUUUGAAGCCCAACCACCUUCUGAGCUGUGCCAGCACCACGAAACAACACCAAUGCCUCCUGUUCCAUCCCCUGAAGAGGAGAGUUAAAAUUGUCUCACCCAAAGUUAUUAAUCUUAAGGAAUAUGUUAAAAUAUUUGGAAUCUAAAAGGAGGAGUGAUCUGAACACUCAAGAGGGCACAUGCUUCUUCCUGAUCCUCGAAAUUUUGUGUUUUUUACUGUUUUUACAUUGUUUAUUCCUGAGCUGGCUAAAAAAUAAAGAAGUUUUAAUGUAAGACUCUUCAGAAGUUCCAUUUUUCAUUUCCUUUGAAAACUGAUGAUUCAAAUCACUCUGUUCAACCCUUUUCCCUUGCCCAUCUCCCAUCAAAAGAAAAUCUUUGGUCAUAACGUGAAGGAAAAACACUUUAAACUGGUGGGGGUUUAAAAGUAAAAAUUAUUAAAGCUCUGCCCUCCUACAAAAAAUUUGAUACAUAACCAUAAAAUAGUUGGAUUCAUGUUACUCAGUCAAAAACUGCCUUGAGGGAAAAGAAAAUAUUCCAAACACCUCCUGCCUGGUUGGCAGCAGUGGGCAUGAGGAUGUUGGGCUGUGCCCAGGUGGGUCCAUGGCAGGCAGGGAGCUGCUCCUUCCCCGUGUGGCAACCAAGGGCAUGGCCUUGGCCACCUCACCCCUGAGAGAGACCUGAUUACCCCACAGCAUCCACUGAAACCUGAGGGUUAGUCAGGAGUCCUCUUGGAGCUGUGUGACUUCAUGGCAUUGCUGCUUUCUGUUUUAAAAGAAAUAUUUUUUCCCCCGGUGUCUGCAGCUUCUGAGAGAAAUAAUGAUGCAAAGCUAGUAAAAUAUUAAAUAAAAAUAGAACUUUUGUCUUAAUUUAGUCACUGAUUUUGGGUCACUUUCUUUUUGACUCUGUUUUAAUCUGCCCUCCACUUAUUUAU